Messenger RNA from Vitrella brassicaformis, 2085 nucleotides. The record is from the annotation of a GenBank genome assembly. NCBI's taxonomy places the organism in Eukaryota, Vitrellaceae.
CCACACACCGCCAUGCGGCAAGGAGGCAAAAAGAACCUGCUUGCCCCGUCCAUGGACAGGCUCACACACGGGCACACAGCACACGAAACUCAUCGAAUUGAAUUGGUCAGUCAGCUGAUGAAGGAAAAGUUGGUGGCGAUCUUCUGGCAGACUGACGGAUCACGAAGAUCCACAGAAACACACACACACAAUCUUUUGUCUGUGGGGUUACGUGUGUGGAUGGCUGCCUGUGUUGCGGGCUGACCGUGUUCGCCAUACACCACGCCCUUUUCGCUCUUGCCGCCGGCCGCCCCGUCUGCCGAUGUGAUAUAGGCGUCGAAGUUAGGCUCGUAAAAGACGACCACACUGGUGCGAUACUGGCCGCCCCGGUUGACCACUCUGUGCGGCGUCGCCCGCCACUUGCCGCCUGAAUGGCAUGAGUGGAGAGAGAGACAGAUCAAUCAGAUCGAUGACAGACAGCGUCAAGUCAGACGAGAGAGAGGCGUCUUUUGUCCACCGCAUAGUGUUGGAGUGUCGUUAGUUACCUGUCCAUACGGACAGCAUGUCUCCCAGGUUCACAACCAGUGUUCCUGCAGCCAGCCAGCCAACGAACAACCAAUUCCAACGAGAAGAGAACCAAUCAAUCUGUACCGACGUGUGCGUCGGCACGGCAUGAGUCACCUACCUUUCCGAGGCGUCACAUCGACCCACUCGCCAUGCAGCGUCUGCGCCUGGAGGGCGCCUGACAAACAAAUAGCCCAAUACACGCACGUAUACGCACCCAUUUCGAAUGGUGAGGAUAUCACGCCACGCCUCCCUCUCUCGUUAGUUUCCCGUUGCUCACUUUGGGUGUCGUCCUGGUUGAGCAGCGUGACGAACCCUGAACGAGACAAUCCUCCAUGAAGUGACCAAAUCACAGCCGGCGCUUGCGCCACUCUCACGUACCGUAGUCUGACCACCAACAGACAGCACACACAGGCCGAUGCGUGCAGAGCGUUCUCUCUCUCUCUCUCUCUUUCCUCCCUCCCUCCCUCCCUCACCAGUGUGUUCUCCGCAGCCCACUCCGUUCUGCAUGCUGUCCCCUCCCUCACGCACACAGCACGACGCGCCAUCUUCAGGCGGGGGAUACCCAAUCACUCGCAGGCAAAAGAAUGACUUGUCCGUUAGGCUGCUAAGCGCGUCCUCGGCCAGGCCAAGCGCCAGAGCCAUGAUGCGGACCAGCACGUCUCCAAGCUUGAGCAUCUGUGCGAUGUACUGUGUGUAGAGGGCCUCGAAGGAAGCGUCAGGCCACUGGUUUUUGCCCCUCACAAAGGCAUCCUGAUCACAUCACACAGACGAUAGACAGGCAAACAGGCAUGACAUAAAGCAUCAUCCAUCCAUCGUCCACCGAUACCUCCCUCCCCCUCAAGGCAUCGCCUCUCUGACCAUUUUCUGCACGACAUCGGUCCGCAGGUGCUGUGUGGGUAUCCUGAGUGCCGCCACAUCGUUUAUUUCCCGCCAGACGUCGAGCGCCUCGUGCAGAUCCCUCCGGCCCUUGGUCACAUUCUCCCCGACAGCCUGAUAACCUGACACGCACGAAGACGCACAGACAGAGAGUGAGUGAGGAGUACAAACAGGCUGUCGACUGUAUGUUGUCACCUCACCUCUGCCCAUGUAUUUGUUGUCGGCCAUUUCGAUGCGCAUCUUGUCGUGCAGUGGCAGCUGGAAGAAGGCCUUGGCGCCUGCAUGCACCUCCUCCAACAGACCCUCAUCCACACCAUGUCCUGCAGUGCACCACAUAACAAGCAGAACAGGGAAGAUGAAUCAAAAGGCCUCUCUCUCCUUUGCCUGCACGCUAUCGGCCGGCCCAAGCUUGCCUUUGAUGUAGAAGAACCCCACCUCCCUGCAAGCGUUGUCUAUCUCUGUGACCACUCGCUGGUGCGCAUCGUCCUGGGAUGAUCCGUCGACGAACGGCGAGAUGUCAAUCGUGGGAAUGGCGUCUUCUGCAGCCAUCCCCCAAAGCGUCUGCUUCUUGAUUGCUUUCCUUCGAGCUUGCACUUGACAAGAUCGCGUGGCUCUUCGGCGGCCGUGCGUUCGCAGGAGUCUCGCUGUUCGAUUUGUGCCGAG